AUGGCCAUGUUCCCCUGGCAGUUACGUCUCAAUGCGUUCCUCAUCCUGGGGAAGUUGAAUCAUAAUUCUUCUUACUCUAGGGAGCGGCUGUUCAAGUGCUUGCAGACUGACUGUGGCAAAGCCUUUGUUUCCAAAUAUAAACUGAUGAGGCACAUGGCUACCCACUCGCCCCAAAAGACUCAUCAGUGCAAUUACUGCGAGAAGACGUUCAACCGGAAAGACCACCUGAAAAACCACCUGCAGACCCACAACCCCAACAAAAGGGCCUUUGUGUGCGAGGAAUGUGGGAAGAAGUACCACACCGCGCUGGGCUACAAGAGGCACAUGGCGCUCCAUGCUGCCAACAGUGGCGACCUCACCUGUGGGGUCUGUUCACUGGAGCUGGAGAGCACCGAGCUGCUGCUCACCCACCUCAAGUCCCAUUCUGAAGAGAAGCCGCCCAGCACAGCCCGCGAGAAGAAGCACCGGUGCGAGCACUGUGAGCGAUGCUUCUACACCCGGAAGGAUGUGCGUCGCCACCUGGUGGUCCAUACAGGAUGCAAGGACUUCCUGUGCCAGUUCUGUGCCCAGAGAUUCGGGCGCAAAGACCACCUCACCCGCCAUACCAAGAAAACACACCAGCAAGAGCUGAUGAGGGAGAGUCUGCAGGGUGCAGAGUUUCUGGGCACUUUCCACCCUAUGGCGCCUGCCUUUCAGCUGCAGGCUGCUGCCCUGCCUCCUUUCCCCAUAGGAGCGCCAGGUCCAAAUGGGUUUGUGGGUGGUAUGCCGGCUGAGAUUCAUGGCUUUACCUUCGGCCCCCCAGAGCCAUCCGUUCAGCCAAUGCCACAGUUGCCAGAGCCCUUUAUGGCCAUGCACCCUUCUGUUGCCCCGGGCUCUCCACCUCCAGGCUUUCAGAAUCACAAGUAUGGUGCUGGUCCUACCUCUUACCCACCACUUGCAAACAUGCCCCUCAAAGCAGAUACUAAGGGGUUUUGCAGUGUCAAUAUGUAUGAGGAAUUGCCUCUGCAAGAGCCUCAGUCACCUCCCAAGUUCAACCCAGGUUUUGAUAUGAUGAAGGCAGGUCUACCAAAAAUCAACCUGCCCAAGGAGCUGCCUCCAGAUACUGUGAACCUAGCAAUUUCUGCCUCUUUGGAUAUUUCCACUCUGUUGAGCUUCUGGCAGCUCCCUCCACCGCCACCACCACCACCUCCACCCCCACCCCCUCCUCCUCCUCCUCCUCCUCCUCCCCCUCCUCCCCAAAAUGCCUUUGGGAAUAACACUCUCACCCUGGCACCUGGGGAACCUGUACCCCAUAGACUGACCUGUUUGCAGCAACAGCAGCAGGAGACCCCAACAGCUGUGGGCACCGUGAAUCUGGGCCAGUUCCCUCUGCCACCGAUCCCCCAUGUUUUCACGGCUGGCACCACCACUGCUAUCCUGCCGCAUUUUCAUCAUGCAUUCAGAUAA
Molecule: messenger RNA, 1446 nt
Organism: Ochotona curzoniae (black-lipped pika)
Lineage: Eukaryota; Metazoa; Chordata; Mammalia; Lagomorpha; Ochotonidae
Gene: PLAGL1
Product: PLAG1 like zinc finger 1
Molecular function (GO): DNA-binding transcription activator activity, RNA polymerase II-specific
Source: RefSeq, a predicted model, not a curated record